AUGAAUGCAAAAUGCGUAUGUACACAAAAGCAAAUUAGUGAGAGAAAAUCGAUAAAUAUCAGUCCUGUUAAUACCAAAACUAUUUUUAUUGAUUUUGGAAAAGUACCCUUUCUUCAUAAAAAGUGUAAAGAUAUCUUAAUUGAUUUAGAACAACCCCUUAAUGAAUUUGAAGUUAACAAAACAACAAAUUGCCACGGGGAUAUUUUUACUAUUACCCCAACUUCCGGAAAAUUAAAUGAUAAAGAAAACCAGCUGAAACUAAAAUGUUACUACAAACCGCAGGCGCCGUUUAUGAAAAAUGCAGAUGUUUUUACUUUAACUUCAUCGAGCUUUAGUUUAAUAAUAACAGCUAGAGGAGAAUCAACAGGACCGAUCAUAUCUGUAUCUGACAAACACAUCAAAUUUUUUAUCACGUCUAAAGAGAAAAAUGGUAAACAAGUAUUUUCACUCAAAAAUGUUAACAACAUGCCCACAGAAUUCAUAAUUGACAUGGACCAUAAGCAAAAAUUGUUUAUUAUUACACCAACUAAGGGUAUUAUAGAAAAGGAGAUAUAUAUCAGAGUGACUUUUAACCCAAAAGAAUACGGAACAUACUAUCAGCAAUUAAAUUUUUUGAUAUUUGGCAACGAACCUGUAAUAGUGUCAUUAUUUGGAAUUUACAGUAAAGAAAAAAUUGACCCAGAAAAAACUUGUUAUAUAAACUACCCUGUUCCGUUUGAAGAUACCGUCAAUUAUAACGCUUACUUCAAAGAUCUUUGUCAUGACCUAAAAAGUGAAAAGAAAAGUUCACCAGUUUAUCUUAACACAACUGAUCUAGAUCUAGGAAUAGUAAUUAUAAAAAAUGAUGAUCUUUUUUCUGACGAUUUUAAUGGUAGAAAUGUAGCUUCUGUCUCAACAGAAACGUUGGCGGUAUCGUCCAAGAAUUUCAGUGUUAUCAAUGAUAUGAAACAUGAAAUAGUUGUUAGUUGGAUAGAAGAUGACAAAGUUUUUAAAAUUCUGCCUAAAAAAGCUAAUGUACCUCCCGGAGCAACAACGUUUUUUAAAUGCUUCUUUACUCCCUAUGAGAAUGAAAAAGUAUAUUUUAGAACAUUUACUGCACAAGUCUAUUGGUUGUGCGACUAUGCAAUGGCUGAUCCCUGUGCUAUUAAAACUGUUAUAGUUCCUUUAACUUUAUCUAUAAAUGUGCAAGGAACUUCUUUUCAAGAAAAUCAGAUACCGUUAACAAAUAUUGGACUUAAACCCCGACAUCUAUGCUUUGCCCCGAGUUUAGUUGGUACAAUUUCUUAUGAAAAUAUGCUAAUUUUCAACAAACUGCCUGGUCUUGUAAUCUUUAAACUUGUGGCUCCUGUAAAAAGCCGUAUCACCAUGAAACCAAUGACGGGAAUUAUAAAAACAUUUGUCAUAAUCUCUGCCAGAUUCCGAGCUAGCAAAAAGCCUAAGCCCCUCAUGGAAGUCUGGAAUCUAAUAAUAAAUGGCCAAGAGAGUAAACCGAUCUCUUUUUGUGUACAAGGAUUAGCAGACUUGCCAGCUAUAGAAGUUGGAAAUAAUAAUGAACUCAUUUUAUCUACAGCACAAGUUGAUACAGUAGCCAAGGAAACUUUCCUAAUGAAAAACAAGUGUUGCUUUAACCUAAGUUAUACUUUUAUAUCGCCAGUUGAUAAGUUGGUGUCUAUAAUACCAGAUACAGGGGAGGUUUUACCUUACGAAGAAAUCUCGAUUACUGUUUUGUUUCACGCCAAAGCGUGCGCACCAAAGGUUGUGGAAAUGGUUUGCAAACUUUAUGUAAAGCAUAAGUUGGACGCAAUUGUUGGACAGAACUACGACCAUCCCUUUAUUGUUUAUUGUGAUAGAGCGUAUACACAACUAUGUGCAACCCCAUUAUCUGAUAGUUUUGAUGUCUUCGAAUUUGGAGCCAUAAUCGAAAGUAACUUUAACAUAUUCAACUUUGGUCAAUCUUCCGUAAGUUUCCUUCUUCACGUUAAUUCAUUACAAUCAAACAAUGACAAGAUCACUAUCGUGCCUAAUUCAGGAGAUAUAGGACCCAGCCAACACUUGCAGAUUAACUUAAAAAUACAAUGCCUAACAAUGGGAGACAAUAACUUCAAUAUAGAAUAUUCACAGAGAAAUAUUUUAGAGAAAAAUUCAACUUCGAACAUAUUUCUAUUAGCUAUUGCUUACCAUACAACUGUCGGAAAAAUCCAGAUCGCUGAAGUCGUCGAACAUAAUUUUGGUGCCCUAUUUACAAAGUUGCAUUUUUGGGAGUAUCUGAAAAUCGACAGGUUAAACGAACAAUUUAACGAAGUCGAGCCUAACAAUUCAGAUUCGAUAAAUAUACAGAUGCCGGAUUGUGUCGUAGGAUCAACACAUUAUCUUACGCUAUUAGUGGAGAAUCCUACACAAUUCGAUACGGAGAUUAUUUUUAAAAGAAAAAAGGUUUGCAAUUGUGAAACUAAACAAACUUUAAUUACGUUUAAUACGACUAAAUUGCUUUACGAUUGUCCACAUAGAAAAGUAGUAAUGAUCGAAACUACAAACGAGCAGAUUGAGAAAAAAUCAAGCAAAAUAAUAACAUUCACAAUAAGUUAUCAUAUAUUAAGAGAAACGACAGUGGCGUACGACAUCCAUUUGAGUCAUAAAAGAUUAUUCACUCUCUACUUUCGUAUAUACGGAAUACCCACAGAUGAAAGCAGAGUAUCUGCCUAUAAUACUGAUUUUAUUAUGGCUUUUAAACCCGUCCACUUAUCUACUAGGAUUCCACCAACGCAAUUUUUUUGGUUAUACAAUCACUCUCAAUUUCCAGCCACGAUAGAAAUAAAAAAAUCAAAAAUGACCGGGAUUUAUAAGAAGUUAAAAUAUAAUGUGUUUGAAUGUACUCAGAACAAAGCAGAGAUCAGUCCUUUUGGAAAAUUUGCACUUAAGUUCAAAUUUUGUCCCAUUGAACAUCGAAAUUAUUCAGCUAAGAUUUCCCUUUUUAUAAAGGGAGAAGAAACAAGACUUACUUUAACAGGUACAGGCACAUUGGAAAGUCCAGUAGAUGAGACCUAUUUUCAUUUUUCAAUGCCACAAUUUUGUAAAUCUACAGGAAAAUUCCCAGUUGUUUUUUCAGUUGAUUACUUAAUAGUAAAUUGCAUGCCGAUAUGUAAUUACACCGAGAGGAUUAUAUUUAUUCAAAAUGUUACCACCGACAUAAUUAUCUACUACGAAUGGAACCGCGUGGAUAUUCCCAAUUUCAUUAAAAUACAGGCCCAAGAAGAAAAUGGUUACCUCCUACCCAGCCAGUCCCAUGCUAUUACCUUACAAAUACAAUCUUUUCAUCAAUCUCUAAUCUCUGAUUUUGUGUUGUCUUGUCGACUGGCUAUCGUACAACAAGUUUACCCUACGGGAAAAAAUGAAGAUAUGGAAAAACACUUGUUAUCCGAAAUUGAAAAGUGUCAGGAGGUAGAAGUUGAAAAAACCCAAUUAAAUGAAAAUAGCGUUCAGUAUAAAAUAGAUGUAGAAAACCAGGAAAACCUUGAGAAAGAUACUACUACAUCAUACAUCAUGACCCUUACAAUCAGAGUGAAUGUUGUAUAUACGCGAGACUUAACUAACUUUGUAAAACCACCAGAGAUUUUUACGUACCAUCCUCAAAAUAAACUGAAAAUAGAUGGUCUAACAGUAAAACAUCUAGAAAAAGAGAGAAACAUUUUGAAAAAUGAUAACUUCCACAAAAAUCUUAUAGAAGAUGUCUUAAGAAUGAUAAUUUCAGAUGUUGUCUUUGACGACCCACUUAAAGAAAUUGUAAAUGGGAUUAGAGAUGAAACGGACAUUUACUAUUCUCAAUUAAGCCAUGACAAAAAAGAAUCCCAAACAUUGGAUAAAGAACAUAGACUAAAACAAUAUUUUGUAAAGCCAUCUUUAUCAAUUUUAGCAGAUACAUUAAAAACAUUUAUUCAUGAUGGCAUAUUACAGACUUUUGAAUUAACUUCAGUAAUUGGGAAUAAAAUAGAACAAGACAACAAAAAAGAACAAGAUAUACUUGAAAACAAUAAAGAACCAGCUGAUAAGAUAAUUGUAGAACAGGUAGCUCCUGUAUGCAAAAAUCAGUGUAUUUGUAAAAAAGAGUAA
Molecule: messenger RNA, 4107 nt
Organism: Diabrotica balteata
Lineage: Eukaryota; Metazoa; Arthropoda; Insecta; Coleoptera; Chrysomelidae
Source: the annotation of a GenBank genome assembly